Molecule: messenger RNA, 3094 nt
Organism: Peromyscus eremicus (cactus mouse)
Lineage: Eukaryota; Metazoa; Chordata; Mammalia; Rodentia; Cricetidae
Gene: Yme1l1
Product: YME1 like 1 ATPase
Exons: 19
Coding region: 705-2852 (715 amino acids)
Biological process (GO): protein quality control for misfolded or incompletely synthesized proteins; mitochondrion organization
Cellular component (GO): mitochondrial inner membrane
Molecular function (GO): metalloendopeptidase activity; ATP binding; ATP-dependent peptidase activity
Source: RefSeq, a predicted model, not a curated record
UCCGGCUGGGUUCGGGUUCGGGGCCAGCUCUAUACCGUGGGUGCCCGGCCUGUGUGUGACGGGGUGGCGCGGUUGCUGGCCAACGAGCGGAGGGACUCCUCAGAUUUUUAAUGCGGAUCGAGUCCGGUGGAGUCCUUCCAGGUCUCCGCCAAGAUCUGCAGUUCUCCUCCCUCCCUCCGCGUGAGCUAGGAACCAGGCCGACUGUUAAGUAAAGCCAUGGCUAGGGAGGAGGUGUGGAAGCUAGCCAAGUCACAGAAUGUGGAGAACCUGGGUGAGCGGGAAGCGCGGUUGACCCCGUACUGAAUUCAGAAACGGACUAGGAGCCACUAGAAGACCAUCCAGUUUAUUGUGGAAACAAACAAACAAGCAAAACAACAAAACAAAACAAAAAAUCAACAACCCCGGUAGAGGAAAAACUACCGGGAAGAGGCAGAACGCUGACGGGGGUGGGGGGUGGGGUGAGCGUGGGGGCGUGCACUUGCUCCGGAAGUACUGUCUCGUGAGCCUCUGGUCUUCCGGGGCAGAUGUCGUCGUAGCAGCUGUAGGGAGGGGAAGCCAUUUUUUGUUUCUGGGAAGAGUAAGGAAGAAACCGGGAGAAAAGCGAGGGGGGAAUAAAAGAGAAAAGAAAAGGGCUCAGCCCCUUUCCGCUGAACCGAAGAUAGGAAGCAGUUUCGGCUGGUGGGUAAGGUCCCGAGGGCCCAGAGAUGUUCUCCCUGUCGAGCACUGUGCAGCCCCAGGUUACAGUUCCUCUUAGUCAUCUCAUCAAUGCCUUCCAUUCACCAAAAACCGGAUCUGUUUCUGUCAAUACGUCUGUUUCUCAAAAACGUCAUCGAGAUACAGUUCCUGAGCAGGACACUCCCAGUAGUGAGCCUGUACUUAAUUUAAGGGACCUUGGAUUAUCUGAAUUAAAAAUUGGACAGAUUGAUCAACUGGUAGAAAAUUUACUUCCUGGAUUUUAUAAAGACAAAAGAGUUUCUUCCCAUUGGCAUACAUCUCAUGUCUCGGCACAGUCCUUCUUUGAAAAUAAAUAUGGUCACUUAGACAUGUUCAGUACACUACGCUCCUCUAGCUUGUACAGACAACAUCCAAAAACUCUUCGAAGCAUUUGUUCAGAUCUUCAGUAUUUUCCAGUUUUCAUACAGUCUCGGGGUUUUAAAACUUUGAAAUCAAGGACACGACGUUUGCAGUCUACUUCUGAAAGAUUAGCAGAAGCACAGAAUAUAGCACCAUCAUUUGUGAAGGGGUUUCUUUUGCGGGACAGAGGAACCGAUCUUGAGAGUUUGGACAAACUUAUGAAAACUAAAAACAUACCUGAAGCUCACCAAGAUGCAUUUAAAACUGGUUUUGCAGAGGGUUUUCUCAAAGCUCAAGCUCUGACACAGAAGACUAAUGAUUCCUUAAGGCGAACUCGUCUGAUCGUCUUUAUUCUGCUCCUGCUUGGCAUUUAUGGACUCUUAAAAAACCCAUUUUUAUCUGUUCGCUUCCGGACAACCACAGGACUUGAUUCUGCCGUAGAUCCUGUCCAGAUGAAAAAUGUCACUUUUGAACAUGUUAAAGGGGUGGAGGAAGCCAAACAAGAAUUACAGGAAGUGGUUGAAUUCUUGAAAAACCCACAAAAAUUUACUGUGCUUGGAGGUAAACUUCCCAAAGGAAUUCUUUUAGUUGGGCCACCAGGAACAGGAAAGACACUUCUUGCCCGAGCUGUGGCAGGAGAAGCUGAUGUUCCUUUUUAUUAUGCUUCUGGAUCAGAAUUCGAUGAGAUGUUUGUGGGUGUAGGAGCCAGCAGGAUCAGAAAUCUUUUUAGAGAAGCAAAAGCAAAUGCUCCUUGUGUUAUAUUCAUUGAUGAGUUAGAUUCUGUUGGUGGGAAGAGAAUUGAAUCUCCAAUGCAUCCAUAUUCGAGGCAGACUAUCAAUCAACUUCUUGCUGAAAUGGAUGGUUUCAAACCCAAUGAAGGAGUAAUCAUUAUAGGUGCCACAAAUUUCCCAGAGGCAUUAGAUAAUGCCUUAAUACGUCCUGGUCGUUUUGACAUGCAAGUUACAGUUCCAAGGCCAGAUGUGAGGGGUCGGACUGAAAUUUUGAAAUGGUAUCUUAAUAAAAUAAAGUUUGACAAAUCUGUUGAUCCAGAAAUCAUAGCUCGAGGUACUGUUGGGUUUUCUGGAGCAGAGUUGGAGAAUCUUGUAAACCAAGCUGCAUUAAAGGCAGCUGUUGAUGGAAAAGAAAUGGUUACCAUGAAGGAACUAGAGUUUUCCAAGGAUAAAAUUCUAAUGGGACCAGAAAGAAGAAGUGUGGAAAUUGAUAACAAAAACAAAACCAUAACAGCCUAUCAUGAAUCUGGUCAUGCUAUUAUUGCAUAUUACACAAAGGAUGCAAUGCCAAUCAAUAAAGCUACAAUCAUGCCACGGGGGCCCACACUUGGACAUGUCUCACUGUUGCCUGAGAAUGACAGGUGGAAUGAAACCAGAGCCCAGCUGCUUGCACAAAUGGAUGUUAGUAUGGGAGGGAGAGUGGCAGAGGAGCUCAUAUUUGGAACUGAUCAUAUUACAACAGGUGCUUCUAGUGAUUUUGAUAAUGCAACACAAAUUGCAAAGAGGAUGGUUACCAGAUUUGGAAUGAGUGAAAAGCUUGGAGUUAUGACCUACAGUGAUGCAGGAACACUAAGUCCUGAAACUCAAUCUGCCAUUGAACAAGAAAUAAGAAUCCUUCUACGGGAAUCAUAUGAACGAGCAAAACAUAUCUUGAAAACUCAUGCAAAAGAACAUAAGAAUCUAGCAGAAGCCUUGUUGACUUAUGAGACUUUGGAUGCCAAAGAGAUUCAAAUUGUUCUUGAGGGGAAGAAAUUGGAAGUGAGAUGAUAACUCUCUUGAUAUUGUUGGUUUUAUUACAAGAAUAUAAGUAGCCCUGCAGUCUCUUUUUGCAACAUUCUUCAACCCCCAUUCUUGACUUGGUAUAUAACUCAAGGAUGUGAAACACUUUGUCAGUCUUCUGUCACAUUAUCUGAUUUUGGUUAUUCCCAUGAUGACACCCAUUGAAGAUUAGUAACCCAUAGCAAGUACAUGAAAACAUAAUAAAUAAAGAACUGUCAGGAUUAAAGACA